GUCUAUUUUUUAUGUUAUCACAUAUAUUUUUUUUACACUUUUCGUGUUCUUUUGCUUUCUCGUUUCCAGUGCGAGCAUUGUAAAAUAGUGAGGAAAGAAAUGGAUAAAGUGAUCGACGAAGCUGUUCCUUAUGUGACAAAUGUUUUUGUUGUAUAUACAUUUUGUUCUGCAGAUUGACAGUUCUCUUGUCUUCCUUGAGAGGAAUGAAAAUCUCUUUAAAUAAUUGAAAAUAGAAUUAAAUAAGAAUUAAAUAAGAAAAGAUCUUAUAAUAUAUGUAUAUCUGGGAGUGUCAAAUUUAAAUUUAAUUUGUUCUUUGGGAACAUGAACAAUGAUCCAGGCAUCAUCUGUUUUCGUCAUUGCAAGACCAAGAAUGUAUUUUGCAUGCAAAUUCCGGCGAUGUGUCCGGUAUGUUCGUCACAAAUGCAGAACUUUAUUGUAGAUCCGUUUCGUGUUCCGUGCCCGUUUGCGAAUGCCAUUCAUAAUCCAACCAGUGUUGUUAUUCGGCCUUCACGAGGCAGUUUUCUUGAUGAUUACGACGUGACACGCGAUGAUUUGCAUAUUGGAAUAGUUAACUCUAGUGGCGGCAUUGUUGAGUUUGACAAAGAGGGACUAAUUGAAAAUGAUAUCACUAAGUGGACUGAUUGUAUUGUUUUGGAGCUUAUACCGACAGCCUGGACUGCACAAUGGGACGAAGCAUUGUUACUUAUGUCAAAGGAUCUCAAGUGGAAAUCCAUUAAUUAUGAUGUCAUCAAUAUGAAUUGUUUCAACUUCGUUUUAGAAUUUUUUAAUAAUCUGAGAUACAGAGAUCUAAGAUUUGAGAGCAAGGAAGAGCUGUGCGAACGAUUGAUACUGUCGAAAAUGUAUAAAGCAAUGCAAUAUGUUUCAUUACACAGAACCUUGAAGGAUCAAGAAUAUCUUCUGUUGGAUCAUCUCUUUUGA
Messenger RNA from Acromyrmex echinatior (Panamanian leafcutter ant), 939 nucleotides. Its product is annotated as MKRN2 opposite strand protein. NCBI's taxonomy places the organism in Eukaryota, Metazoa, Arthropoda, Insecta, Hymenoptera, Formicidae. The record is from RefSeq and is a predicted model, not a curated record.